CCAGUCUUCGAGAGAUGCUUCAAGGGUUUUAGCUUGUUUACCUUGUGUCUCUGAAUCAACCACGUGUUGAACACGUAACACUCUCCGAGUAACUCUUAGCCCGAAACAACGAUACCACAGAAGAUUAAAAUUACCUUUCAUCAACACUAAAUCGCAGAGAGAUGGGUCUUGGGGAGUGCCUGAAGUCCCAGGUCCUGUGCCACGUGCUCAUUGGCUACGUGUUCCUGGCCAGUGGGCUGCUCGUCAACCUGCUACAGCUGUGCACCCUGCCCGUGUGGUGGCUCAACAAGUCGCUGGCCCGCCGCAUCAACUGCAGGCUGGGCUACUGCAUCAGCAGCCAAGCAGUGGCUCUCAUGGACUGGUGGUCCGGGACUGAGUGCACACUGUACACAGACCCCAAGAUGUACACUUUGUUCGGAAACGAGAACGGCAUAGUGGUCCUCAACCACAGCUUUGAGAUAGACUUCCUGUGUAGCUGGAGCUUCUGUGAGAGAUUCGGUGUUCUGGGGAGUUCAAAAGCUGUCGCUAAGAAAGAGUUGGCGUACGUGCCGGUGAUUGGUUGGAUGUGGUACUUCACGGAGUUCGUGUUCUGCACGAGGAAGUGGGAAGAGGACCGCAUCACAGUCCCCCAAAGCCUGCAGAAACUGCGGGAUUACCCAGAAAACUUUUUGCUCUUGCUCUAUUGUGAGGGAACGCGCUUCACAGCACAGAAGCACCAGAUCAGCAUGGAGGUGGCAGAGAAAAAGGGCCUGCCCAAACUCAAGCAUCACCUGCUGCCAAGAACCAAAGGUUUCUGGCUGACGGUUCAAAACCUCAGGGGCUCAGUGGCGGCCGUGUACGACCUUACGUUGAACUUCCCGAACAACGAGACACCCUCUCUGUUAGGAAUUCUCAGAGGGAAGAAAUAUCACCCUGCUCUAUACGCCAGGAGAAUCCCCCUAGAGUCCAUCCCAGAGGGAGAGGCUGAGUGUGCAGCAUGGCUCCACAAGCACUACCAAGAGAAGGACGGCUUCCAGGAGCAGUACAUCCAGACGGGGCGCUACCCAGGUCCCAUCGUGAGCGCCCCAAGGCGUCUCGGGCCUUUGAUCAACUGGCUGUGCUGGUCGGCCCUGGUGCUUAUCCCCCUCGGAGCUUUCCUGGUUUCCCUGCUGAGCUCCAGCCCAACCCUCACCAUCCUGGCCUCGCUGGCCUUCUGCUAUGGAGCCUCGCUGCUAUUCCGAUGGAUGAUUGGCCAGACGGAGAUCAGCACAAGCUCAGGUUACGGCAAUAAAGUGAACAACAGCUGAAGAACAACG
This is a messenger RNA of Gadus macrocephalus (Pacific cod), 1295 nucleotides long. Its product is annotated as 1-acyl-sn-glycerol-3-phosphate acyltransferase delta-like. The coding region runs from base 162 to 1286 and encodes 374 amino acids. NCBI's taxonomy places the organism in Eukaryota, Metazoa, Chordata, Actinopteri, Gadiformes, Gadidae. Gene Ontology annotation, molecular function: 1-acylglycerol-3-phosphate O-acyltransferase activity. The transcript is spliced from 9 exons. Gene Ontology annotation, cellular component: endomembrane system; mitochondrial outer membrane. The record is from RefSeq and is a predicted model, not a curated record.